CCCCACCUCGAAGCGUCAAGAGGAGACGGUAUGGAAACGAGAUGGCGCUUGCCCGUGCAGUAGAUUGCCUACCGUCGACCAGGAACUCCCAAGACCCAAGACCUCCAAGACCCAAGACCUCCAAGACCCAAGACUCGAAGAGAAACAGCGAUUUUGACUGAGCUUCACGAGCAAAGGAUCGACUAGCAUGAUAGCGACCCGAGGCUACAUUCCCACAUGUAUCAGAAGACAAAGAAUGCUGUCGUUACCUUCGACGAGACACAAGACUGUACAGAAACCAACGAUGCUGCUUCCCUGAGACGGAUAUGCAAGAUUUUCGAAGUGCUCGAAUUUCCAAGCAAAAUGUUUACGUCUCAAAUGCCGAAUAAGAAUGACAAGGACCAAAGGAUGUGUCCCUACCGACAUGUUGAUCGCCGCUCCAAGAGUAGAGUCAACUGCACCGAAGCACGUGAAAACCGCAAGUCAAGCGGAAGCUAUGGGCAGUGAAGAUGAUAGCGAUCAUGCCAGACCGAAACGGCUCUGAGGGUUGAAACCUCAACCGAAACGAUGAAGGCAGACGACGAUCGCGAACUUCCGAAAUUAUUUUGGAAGGCAAGCAAGUUGUGAGUCAAUGUAUGUAAAGUACAAUCUUCACACGCUCUGAGGGACAAACUGCAAGUUGAAGCAGCUCUUGUCCUUACGUUCCUGUACCAUCGGUGCUCUAGACUUCGUGUCUGGCCGAGGUUCAGGAUGUCGAGUCGCACGAUAAAGUAAGUGGGGAUCCGCAAGUGACCCCGCCGAGCUGACGUGUGGACCUGGACUGAAGCUCAGUUCCUGAAGCUGAAAAAGCUAUCAGAGAAUCAAAGCUGCUACCUCGCUGCAGGUAGAUUCCUCUGGUGUGAGAUAUUCGAGACCAUUUUGCGAAGCACUCCUCAGGUAUUUCCCUGAGAGAGUAGUGACGCAGAUGCGUCAUCGGAGUCUCUAAUCAGA
This is a messenger RNA of Guillardia theta CCMP2712, 969 nucleotides long. RefSeq lists its product as hypothetical. The record is from RefSeq and is a predicted model, not a curated record. The transcript has a single exon. Lineage: Eukaryota; Cryptophyceae; Pyrenomonadales; Geminigeraceae. The coding region runs from base 217 to 486 and encodes 89 amino acids.